Molecule: messenger RNA, 732 nt
Organism: Laccaria bicolor S238N-H82
Lineage: Eukaryota; Fungi; Basidiomycota; Agaricomycetes; Agaricales; Hydnangiaceae
Exons: 2
Coding region: 1-732 (243 amino acids)
Cellular component (GO): cytoplasm; nucleus
Source: RefSeq, a predicted model, not a curated record
AUGCUCCCUUCCCAUAAUACAAAGCAUCUGCCCCUUCUCCGCUUUCCCUUUGUUGACUCCACCUUUUAUCUGGCACAACGAGACGACGGAAUAUGCAACGGAACGGCACUCUGGCUGUCCGGUCAAUGCCUGGCUCUCUAUUUCGCUGAAUAUCAUGUCCCUACAUAUCCUCCUCGCCCGCGAGCCAUCGAGUUGGGAAGCGGCGUUGGGUUGACCGCCCUUGCUUUGGCGUCGCUCGGAUGGGAUGUUCUUGCGACUGACAUCGAUCUUGUGAUUUCAUCUGUUCUCUCCAACAACAUUCAAACAAACCUCGCACAGCUCCCCGAACGCUCCGGAAGAGUAGAGAUUCACGAAUUGGAUUGGUUGGUAUCUCCGGCGGAAUGGAAAUGGGAUAUUACCUCCGGAUCCAAUCCUCCUUAUGACCUCAUAUACUCUGCCGAUACAGUCUACAAAUCUGAGCUCGUGGAACCACUACUACGUACAAUCCACGCGCUAAGCACAUUAUCAAGAUUUUCUUCCUCCCCACCGCGAUCUCCACUCGUUCUGUUGUGCGUUGAACGUCGCGAUCCUCCACUUCUCGACCGUCUACUAGAUGAUGCUAGAAACAUUUGGAACUUUUCAGUGGAACGGAUACCUAGGAAAAGGCUUUCAAAGGCUCUUAACAAGCAUGGAGCUCAAUGGGACAAUGCGGAUUGGGAGGGUAUCGAAUUAUGGAAAUUGAGGCUCAAGUAG